Molecule: messenger RNA, 3253 nt
Organism: Fundulus heteroclitus (mummichog)
Lineage: Eukaryota; Metazoa; Chordata; Actinopteri; Cyprinodontiformes; Fundulidae
Gene: abcd1
Product: ATP-binding cassette, sub-family D (ALD), member 1
Exons: 17
Coding region: 210-2474 (754 amino acids)
Biological process (GO): peroxisome organization; fatty acid beta-oxidation; very long-chain fatty acid catabolic process
Cellular component (GO): peroxisomal membrane
Molecular function (GO): ATP binding; ABC-type transporter activity; ATP hydrolysis activity
Source: RefSeq, a predicted model, not a curated record
CUGGUUGCGUAAGUUUCGGUCCUCACAGCGGCGGUAACCCGCAGCAGUCACCCCGUGUGUCAACAGAGUCUAGGCGGACUGAACUUUCUCCCGAACCCUGCUCCUCCCGGACCGGUUCGAACAUGAGGUGGAGUGUCAGGCUCUGAGGUGGGCUUCUCAACGUCCAGGUGCUCAUUCUCUGCACUGAUUGGUCAUCUUUGGCUGUCGUCAUGCAGCUGGCCUAUCAGAAGCUGCCAGCUCAGCUGAGGCGGAGCUCCAAACUCAGGAAGCUGACGGCCAUCCUGAUCGCUGCCUAUGCUGUCAAAAAACUGUCUCCAUACGUGUGGAGGGGCCUACAGAGGGGUGCAGCAGGUACCCAGGGAGGAGGGGCCAAGACACCUGCAGGCGUGAUCAGCUGUGUGGCUGAAGAUGAGAAGAAGAGGAAGGCUACCAGGUCUCCCUCGGUGAACAGAGACUUCUUCCUCAGGCUGUCUCACCUGUUGAAGCUCCUGUUUCCACGGUUACUUUGUCCAGAGUUUGGCCUGCUAGCUCUGCACUCCGUCACUCUGAUGUCCAGAACGUUCUUGUCCAUCUACGUUGCUUCUCUAGAUGGUGUGAUCGUCAGGUGUAUCGUGCAGAAAGAUCCUCAGGCCUUCGCGCUGCAGCUGCUGAAGUGGCUCCUGGUCGCGGUUCCUGCGACGUUCAUCAACAGCGCCAUCCGCUUCCUGGAGGGUCAGCUGACACUUCGCUUCAGGAGCCGUUUGGUUAACCACGCCUACCGGCUGUAUUUCACCAACCAGACCUUCUACCGUAUCAGCAACAUGGACGGCCGUCUGUCCAACCCCGACCAGUCGCUGACCGAGGACAUCGUCAUGUUCUCCGCCUCCAUCGCUCACCUGUACUCCAACCUGACCAAACCCAUCCUGGACGUAGUCGUCACCUGCUACACGCUGCUGCGCACCGCUCAGGCCAAAGGAGCCAACACCACCUGGCCGUCGGCCAUCGCCGGCCUGGUGGUGGCGCUCACCGCCAAGGUGCUGCGCUCCUGCUCGCCACGUUUCGGGAGGCUGGUGGCGGAGGAGGCCAGGAGGAAGGGACACCUGCGCUACAUGCACUCACGCAUCAUCGCCAACUCUGAGGAAAUCGCCUUCUACGCAGGACACAAGGUGGAGCUGUCCCAGCUGCAGCGCAGCUACGGCGCCCUGUCGUCUCACAUCCAUCAGAUCCUGCUGAAGCGUCUGUGGUACGUCAUGCUGGAGCAGUUCCUCAUGAAGUACGUGUGGAGCGCGUCUGGCCUCGUCAUGGUGGCCGUGCCCAUCAUCACCGCCACCGGAUACGCCCAGCACGACUCUGAGGAGGUGAAGCGGGCGGCCAUGGUGAUGAAGGAGGAGGAGCUGGUCAGCGAGCGCACUCAGGCCUUCACCACGGCCAGGAACCUGCUGAACGCUGCAGCCGACGCCGUGGAGAGGAUCAUGAGCUCCUACAAGGAGGUGACGGAGCUGGCCGGCUACACGUCUCGUGUCUGGCAGAUGUUUGACGUGUUUGAGGACGUGAGUCGAGGAGUUUACCGCCGCUCCGCCGUCAGGGAGGAGCGGGCGGCGCCGGAGGUCCAGGUUCGACACGGCCAGAGGAUCUGUGGUCCGCUGGAGAUCAAAGGUCAGGUGAUCAGCGUGGAGAAGGGGAUUCGCUGUGAGAACCUGCCCAUCAUCACGCCAACGGGAGACGUGGUGGUGUCCAGCCUCAACAUCCAGGUGGAGGAUGGGAUGAACGUUCUGAUCACUGGUCCAAACGGCUGCGGGAAGAGUUCCCUGUUCAGGAUCCUCAGUGGGCUGUGGCCCGUUUAUGGUGGAGCUCUGUACCGUCCAGAACCACAGAACAUGUUCUACAUCCCUCAGAGGCCCUACAUGUCGGAGGGAACCCUCAGGGACCAGGUGAUCUACCCGGACUCUCUGGAGGACAUGGUCCAGAAGGGACUGACGGAUUCAGACCUGGAGGAGAUCCUCCGUGUCGUUCAUCUGCUCUACAUCCUGGACAGGGAGGGAGGCUGGGAGGCCGUCAGCGACUGGAAGGAUGUUCUUUCUGGAGGAGAGAAGCAGAGAAUGGGGAUGGCCCGCAUGUUCUACCACCGGCCGCGGUACGCCCUGCUGGAUGAAUGUACGAGCGCCGUGAGCAUCGACGUGGAGGGCAAGAUCUUCCAGGCUGCAAAGGAUGCUGGGAUAGCGCUGCUGUCUAUCACCCACCGCCCCUCCCUCUGGAAGUACCACUCACACCUGCUGCAGUUCGACGGAGAAGGAGGAUGGAAGUUUGAGCCUCUGGACGCUUCCGCCCGCCUGUCCAUGCAGGAGGAGAAGCAGCGCCUGGAGAACCAGCUGUCCGGGAUCCCCAAGAUGCAGCACAGGCUGUCGGAGCUGCGGGUUCUGCUGGGGGAGGCGGAGCAGGAGGGCGAGGAGGCGGAGCAGGAGGGCGAGGAGGCGGCCGGGCGGCCUCUCUGUUAGAGCCAUUUCAUGCCUUUCCUCUCUGCUGUCUGACGUCCACCUGGUCAGGGGCUCACCUGUGGAGCCCAGACAGCAGACACACCUGUGGUUUCACAUUUCAAAGCUUUUAACAUCUGAUUAAGUUAUUGAUUUUUAGGAAAAGAAGAGGUCAUUAAUGAACUGCUGCUGCAGUGGCUGUGAGAGCUGCUUUACCUCCGUUUAGCCGCUCAGUCUCACCUGGUGGCUUGGAAGGGGGCGGAGCUUCACCUGUAAAACUGAGCAGGUACCCAGGCUUGGUCACAACUGUUCAUCUAUAGCAGCUUGUAGGUUUAACUUCAGUCUGAACUGAACUGUCACAGAACCGGUCUGGUGCUCCAGUUCUGUACCUGUGAUUGGUCAGCAGGUGAUGCUCUCGCCCACACCUGGAGCCAGAACACCUCAGCUUCGUUAAAUCAGACAGUGAAGCUGCUGCUGGUCACAGCUUUUACUGCUCAGGAGCGUGCACGUGUCCUGGGGAGCGUGCACGUUUGCCUCCUGUACCUGAUUAACGCACCUAAAACUGAUCUAAGGCAGUCUCACAGCUGACUGACAGCAACCAUGAGGUCAUGUGACAGCUGUAGGCUUUAAUGCCAUGAGGUCACAUGACUGGGGUAAUGUGCCAUUUUGGCUGUAACUGUGUGAACCAAUCAGAAACGCGCCAACAAGUGACCAAUGAGCUGCUGUUGUUCUAGUGCAAUCAAAGUGAAGAUGAUGAUGAUGAAGAGGCCUUAUUUUACAGGAAAUAAAACAUUUUCUGAUGA